AUGCUUCUGUCCCAAUCCUUCCACAGGCUACGCACGCGUAGCAGCUGCAUCCACGUGCCUUGCAAUCACCGGCACCACACUGAUCCCCACAAAUACAUUCCUCACACUCUUGCACCUGACUCAGUCCCUAAAUCCAUUGUUAUGUGCUGUCCAGCACCAGUGUCCAGAGCCGGGCUGGGCACAGGACUUGUAGCAGUAUCCGCCAACACUGCAACCAAGAGAGUUGCCAAACCUGCAGUCGCGCUUGUCGAGGGUCGUCUCGACGACAUUGACACCCUCCGUGUGCUCCUUGCAGAUCCGGACCGCAUCGGCAUCAAGAUGCCUCAGGGAGGUCGAACUUGCUGCGGGCUCUCCGUCGACCAUGAAUCAUGCCUAUCGACAGGAUGCAUUGACGCCAAUAUGACUAAAGUACAACGUCUGACCCCAGACAGAGGUAUUGCCAGUAGACUUGGCGAUAUCACUCAGAAGGUCAUUGAUGAGGGGGUCAAGGAAGCGCAGUUGCCCAGCGGAUGGGUCUAG
This is a messenger RNA of Aspergillus fumigatus Af293, 519 nucleotides long. RefSeq lists its product as uncharacterized. The coding region runs from base 1 to 519 and encodes 172 amino acids. The record is from RefSeq and is a predicted model, not a curated record. NCBI's taxonomy places the organism in Eukaryota, Fungi, Ascomycota, Eurotiomycetes, Eurotiales, Aspergillaceae. The transcript has 2 exons.